Messenger RNA from Harpia harpyja (harpy eagle), 393 nucleotides. RefSeq names its product feather keratin 1-like. Bases 73 to 393 code for a protein of 106 amino acids. Lineage: Eukaryota; Metazoa; Chordata; Aves; Accipitriformes; Accipitridae. The transcript is spliced from 2 exons. Gene Ontology annotation, cellular component: intermediate filament. Gene Ontology annotation, molecular function: structural constituent of cytoskeleton. The record is from RefSeq and is a predicted model, not a curated record.
AGCCCAGCACCUCUAUCCCUCACACACUUCUCCCGACGCCUUCUCCUCCACGGGCCCCUCCACACCACAGACAUGGCCUGCUACGACCUCUGCCGCCCCUGCGGACCCACCCCGCUGGCUAACAGCUGCAACGAGCCCUGUGUCCAGCAGUGCCAGGACUCCCGCGUCGUCAUCCAGCCUCCCGCCGUGGUGGUCACCCUGCCAGGACCCAUCCUCAGCUCCUUCCCCCAGAACACCGCCGUCGGAUCCUCCUCAUCGGCCGCCGUGGGCAACAUCCUCAGCUCCCAGGGAGUGCCCGUCUCCUCCGGUGGCUUCGGCUUCGGAGGCCUGGGCGGCUACGGCUUCGGAGGCCUGGGCUGCUUCGGCGGCAGAAGAGGCUGCUACCCCUGCUAA